AUGGCACGUAGGGAGUUGGGUUCAAACGAUGCGGUCCUCUCUUUUCAGCAAGACAUUUACCACAACCGAUCCUUACCACAAAUCGGAACCCUACUUCGGAAUUUGAUUCUCAGUUCUCCCUUUCUAUCCUCUCCUUUAGCCUCCCCCACUCUCAGGAUGAGCAAUCUGAGGGCGAUCUGCCGCCCCUACUCGGCGGCCAUCACCUCGAUCUACUGCAGCAGGGGUCUCGGAGGCCUAGAAUUCUUGCUCGCCUCCCGGAGCCCUAAUCUCCGGAUCCCAUCACCCUGCCAUGAUUCAGCACCGUUUAUACUCGAGGGCCACACCAGGAUGGGGCCGGCCUCUAGCGCCAGCUCGAGGCGGACGCUCACCACCCGCGUCUCUAAUUGGAAAUCGGAAAAAACACCAUAUGAAACUCUCGAGCUGGAAAGGGAUGCUGAUGAAGAGAAGAUAAAGGUUGCUUACAGAAGAUUGGCUAAGUUUUAUCACCCAGAUGUCUAUGAUGGAAGAGGAAAUCUUGUGGAAGGAGAAACCGCUGAAGCUCGAUUUAUCAAAAUACAAGCUGCUUAUGAGCUUCUAAUAGAUGUAGAAAAAAGACGACAAUAUGACAAAGAUCACCGUGUCAAUCCUAUGAAGGCUUCUCAAGCAUGGAUGGAGUGGUUAAUGAAAAAGCGAAAAGCAUUUGACCAGCGAGGAGAUAUGGCAAUUGCUGCUUGGGCUGAACAACAGCAGCGCGAGUUGAACCUGAGAGCACGUCGUCUCUCCCGAUCAAAGAUUGAUCCUGAGGAAGAGAGGAAGAUAUUAGCGAGGGAAAAGAAGGCAUCUAUCGAGUAUUUCUCCAGCACCCUGAAGAGACACACGCUAGUACUGAGGAAGAGGGAUUUGAUGCGGAAAAAGGCAGAGGAAGACAAGAAAAAGGCAAUCAGUCAACUUUUAGCUGCAGAAGGUCUUGAACUCGACCCUGAUGAUGAUGAUGAUGAAGCUGUAUGAUUUUUUUUUUCUUCCCAUUAUAGGAAAUUUGUUGUACAUAAUCUAUUCAACUCUUAUUAGUACUAAUAAUCAUUUUCUUAAUGGACUAAACUAAACUAAACUAAACUAGCUUUGGAACUUGAUCA
Messenger RNA from Zingiber officinale, 1112 nucleotides. RefSeq lists its product as uncharacterized. The coding region runs from base 1 to 987 and encodes 328 amino acids. The transcript is spliced from 5 exons. Lineage: Eukaryota; Viridiplantae; Streptophyta; Magnoliopsida; Zingiberales; Zingiberaceae. The record is from RefSeq and is a predicted model, not a curated record.